UGAAAGUUACAAACUUUGAAGAGAUGUCUUCUAAAGAAACGGUGAACUUUGGGGGAAGUGAGGAAAUGAGGGCGUUGGAAUAUGGUGACGCGGGUAUGAUCAGUGAGUCGUCUGAUUCGGAGAGGAUGGAGGAGGGGGUAGGAAGGAGUGAAAUGGUUGGGGUAGAGGGAGAUAGGGUGCCUAUCACCGUAGUAGAAGUGGAGGGUAGGAAUGAGAGAGUUUUGAUUAGGCCUGCUAGGGUAAAGGAAAGGGCAUGUUCAGCACCUUGGGAUCAUUGGAUGCCCAUGUAUACUCAUUAUUUGGCAGCUGGGCUUAGGUUUCCAAUUCCUGAGUUGCUAGUAGCUGACACAGAGUGGGAGAAGAGGGAUGCCGAAGUAGAACUGUUGUCAUCUUGGAAGGCUAAGAAAGCCAACCAAAAUAAAUACAGUUUAAAUGAGGAUGAGGAGGAAGAGGUAGGGAAGUUGGUGAGGGAGGGGGGUAAGUUAGCUAACAUAAUGUACCUUACCAGCGCAGAAUGUAUAAAGGCUGCUGAGCUCUAUAGGCCAAGCGCUUUGAGUGAAGCUGAGAUGGAUAAAUUCUUGAACGCUGCUGGGGGGGUGGCUAUUCCAAAGAAGCCGAGGAAGAAGUUAAAGACUUCAACCAAGGAAGCGAGGAAGGUGGGGUCUGGGAAGGAGUUAGUGCCCAACACCUUAGCUGGAGUGGAAGAGGAGGUUGGGGGGAAUGAGGUUCUCCAGUUCGUACCUCGGCCCCUUCCUGUUGAGCUCAAUCCUCAGCUCAGAGAGUCUGAGGCUGAGGGGGCUGAGGUAAGGGCUUUUGGCAAAGGGAAAGGCCUCGUUCCCCCUUUGUCCUUUCAGAGCAGCCUCUUUGACGUGAAGAACGCAACGGGGGCAAAGAGGUUUAUUACGCAACCUUCCCCGAAAUGGGCAAGCGUCAAGCUAAAGAAGAGAAAGAGAAAGAUCUCUGAAAGCGAGCGUGAGGUUCAUAAGAAGGAGAUAAAAGCAAUGAAAGAAAUUGUGGUUGAGCUGAAGAAGAAUGUUCAGCUGUUGGUACACAACGGAAUGGAGGAGCACAUCAGCAACUUCGUUAACUCCAGCUUGUUUGACAACAUUGUCAACCUCUACUCGAUGCCAACUGCUAUUCUCGCCUUUACCGAUUGCAGAAAGAAGGUGAAAGCUGAAUACCCUGAAGUGGAUAUUACGAAGAUCACCUUCGGCGAACAAGAGGAAGGGGUGGAGGAAAACGAUGAGAGCAUGUCAGCAGACUUCUGUCCUCAAAUUAAACUGAGGUGGGAUCAUGACGUAGAAAGGCGCAUCAUUUUUCCUCAAAUUUCAACUUUGAGUUCGUGGCAAUGGAGGAAGAAGAAGCAGAGGUAAAGGGAGCUGAAGUAGGAGAAAAGGUAGAAGGAGCUGAAGUGGAGGAGAGCUAGCCACCUCUGCAAGUGGAGGUCCAUCCAGUUCCUUCUGAUGACGAGCAGCCACCUCUUCCAACCGAGCAGCAGCCACCUCAACCAUCUCCCCCAGCAGAAUAAUUUUUUGUUUUUUGAUAUUUUUAUUUUGAUAAUAUUGAAACAAUUUGAUAAUUUGAACAAUUUGUAAUUUUCAUUGUGAUUUUAAUGAAAAUUUUUGUUUUUG
Rubroshorea leprosula is the source of this 1631-nucleotide messenger RNA. NCBI's taxonomy places the organism in Eukaryota, Viridiplantae, Streptophyta, Magnoliopsida, Malvales, Dipterocarpaceae. The record is from the annotation of a GenBank genome assembly.